GAGGGUCUCCCCUUCUCUCCAUCUCUAUGUCUUUCAAAUGACUAAUUUUUUUUUUUUUUUUUUUGACAGGCAGAGUGGACAGUGAGAGGGAGGCAGAGAGAAAGGUCUUCCUUUUGCCAUUGGUUCACCCUCCAAUGGCCGCCGCGGCCGGCGCACCGCGCUGAUCCGAAGGCAGGAGCCAGGUGCUUCUCCUGGUCUCCCAUGGGGUGCAGGACCCAAGCACUUGGGCCAUCCUCCACUGCACUCCCUGGCCACAGCAGAGAGCUGGCCUGGAAGAGGGGCAACCGGGACAGAAUCCGGCGCCCCGACCGGGACUAGAACCAGUGUGCCAGCGCCUCAAGGUGGAGGAUUAGCCUAGUGAGCCGCGGCGCUGUCCUCAAAUAACUAAUGUUUAAAAAAUAUAAAAAAGAAAGGAAAAGCCACAGUUUUUUAAUGGCCAAUUCAGAUAGACCAGCUAUCCAGAUUUGUGUGCAGGAUUUGGACUUCAGUGUUACUGAACUUAUUUGUAAAACUUAGACUUUUGCUCGUUCCUUGAAUUCUGCAUAUUAUCUCGGAUUGCGUCCUGGAUUUUUGUUUUACUGGCCCAUCUGGGACCCUGGUCAGGAGUUUCUCUACCAGACAUUCUACUGUGCAAGCUUCGUCUCAGCACAACAGGUGCACUUCGUGUUCAACAAGCCCUCGCCUUGAAUUGAGUCAAGGCUACAGUGAGGGGUUCAAAAGGCUUUAGGGCCUAGAGUUCUGCGGGAGAGAACACACACAUCAACUGACAGGACACAGUCACAAAACAGCAUCAAGACAAGUCUUGGGCUGGCGGUGUGGACGUGAGAACACUCCAGAAUGUAGAGAGAUGGGAACCACGCGUGGUUAGCACUGGCUUGUGUGGUCUCCUGCCUGUACACAAAGGUUUUGAUGUUUCAGCCUUAAACAUGAGAACACGUUUGUACUACAGACAGAAAUGCACAGUUAGACACCAGAAUCUUGACAGCGUUUUUUAAGUACUAUAGAAAGACACUGAUUUUUCUCUGACUCAUAAUUUGCCUUUCAAUAACUUACCAAGGCAAACCCAACAAAGAACCCAAGAACCUCAGAGCUGUUUGAACAUUGCAAAACCAAGGGGAUUUCUUUUUUUCUUUUCUUUUUCUUUCUUUCUUUCUUUCUUUUUUUUUUUUUUGGUAAGCACUGUUUUGAAAGAUACUAAUAGGGAGGCAUUUUGAAAGUAAUUUUCAGAAUGUUUCAUUUUCAAAACCUGGAUGUUAAAUAAGACUUUUACCCUUAAAAUGAAUCCCAAGUGAACAUAUCUUGUUAGCUACAUGAUAAAUGGUAGUGUACUGGCUGUGGUCUUCCCCUCGGAGACACUAAAAGAAAACGUGGGUGCAGAUGUGCUGCUGCAGGGACAUCCAGGGGCUGUGUGCUGGGGUGGAAGUGUGUGUGUUGGGUGUACACUGUGUACUGGGAGACAGGCAGUGGUGUUGGGCUCACACUGUCUGUGGUACUAGGAUGCGGACGUGGUAUGUGGUGGGUGCACAAUGUACUGAGCUAUAGAACUGUUGUGUGUUGGGUGCAUACUGUAACGGGAUGCAGACAGUUGGGUGUACACACUGUACUAGAAUGCAGAUGUGUGGGUUGGGUAUGCACUGCGUACUGGCAUGCACACAUGGUGUGUGUUGGGGUACACACUGUUCUGGGAUCCAGACGCAUGUUGGGUGUACACUGUGUAUUGGGAGACAGUCGUGAUGUGUGUUAUCUGCACACUGUACUGGGAUGAAGGUGUCUAUUGGGACACACACUGUACUGGGAUCCAGACAUGUUGUAUAUUAGGCCCUCACUGUGCACUGAGGUGCAGACACUGUGUGUUGGGUGCACAGUGUACUGGGAUAUAGACAUGGUUUGUUUUGGGGUGCUUACUGUACUGCAGACAUGAUGUGUUUUGGGGUGCACUCUGUGCUGGGAUGCAGAGGUCGUAUUUGUCCUAUGCACCCUGUACUGGGGUGCAGAUGUGAUGUGUUUUGGGUGCACACAGAGUACUGGGAUGCAGACGAGGUGUAUGUUGGGUACCUGUUGUGUACUGGGAUGCAGUUGUGGUGUGUGCUUUAUGCACACUGUGCUGGGAGGCAGACAUGAUAUGCUUUUGGUGUUCACUGCACUGGGAUCAUGAUGUGUGUUGGGGCACACACUGUACUUGGAUCCAGAUGUAUGUGUUGUGUGCACACUGUCCUGAGGUGUACACAUGGUAUGUGUUGAGUACACAGUGUAAUGGGAUGCACACGUGUGUUGCAGCACACACUGUCCUGAAAUGCAGACAUGGUAUGUGUUGAGUACACAGUGUAAUGGGAUGCACACGUGUGUUGCAGCAACACUGUCCUGAGAUGCAGAUGUGGUGUGUGUUGGGUGCAUAACGUAUCAUGAGGCAGAAAUGGUGUGUGUUGGCCCCCACACUGGACUGGGUUGUAGAAGUGUGUGUGUGGUACACAUGGUGUCCUGGAUUGCACAAGCGGCGUUUGUUGGAGCACACACCAGACUGAGGUGCAGCGGUGGUUUGUGUUGGGUAUACUGUAUGUAGACGCAGACGUGGAAUAUGUUUGGGGAGCAUGGUGCAGUAGGAUGCAGAUGUGGUAUGGGCUGGGUGCCUACUGUGUACUUCGAUGCAGUCGUGGUGUGUGCACACUGUACUGGGAAGCAGAUGUGGUGUGUGUUGCACACUGUACUGGGAUGGAGAUUUGAUUUGUGUUGGGUGUACGCGGUGCUGAGGUACACAUGUGCUAUGUGUUGGGUACAUUGUGUACUGGAUACAGAUGAGCUGUAGUUCUGGUGGGCCACUGCGUACUGGGAUGCAUUUGAGGUGUAUGCCAGGAUGCCCAAAGUGUGCUGGGCUGCAGAGUUGGAUUUUUAUUAGAUGUGUACUGUGUACUGGGUGCAGAAGUGUGUUGCAUGCACACUGUGUUGGGGUGCAGAUGUGUUUAUUGGGGUGCACAUUCUCCUGCGAUGCAGACAUGGGUGUGUGUUUAGGUACACACUCUACUUGGAUGCAGAGUUGGUAUGUGUUGGGGGCCCACCAUGUAUUGGGAUGCAAAGUGGUGUGUGUUGGGUAUUACUGUGUACUGUGAUAGAGACAUGGCAUGUUUUGGGGUGCAUGCUGUACUUGGAUGCACAAAUGGUGUGUGUUGGGGCACACACUGUACUGAGAUGUGGACACUGUUGGGUGCACACUGUACUGGGAUGCUGACAGGGUAUAUGUUGGGUGCCUACUGUGUACUGGAAUGCAGUCAUGUGUGUUGUAUGCACACUGCAUUGAGUGCAGACGUGGUUUGUGGUGUGUGCAUAGUGUAAUGGGAUGCAGAUAUUGUGUGUUGGGGUGUACACUGUAGUGGGAUGUAUUCGAGGUGUGUGCUGAGUCCACACUGUACUGGGAUGCUGAUGUAGUGUGUCUUAGGUGUACGCUGUGUGAAAGGAUGCGAAGGUGGUGUGUGUUGGGUGUGUAUACUGUACAUGGAAAAAGAUGUGUAUAUUGGUGCCCACACGACUGUGUGUUGUGUGCACUCAGUGUCCUGGGAUGCACACAUGUGAGUAUUGGGGCACACACGGCUCUAGGAUGCACAGGUGGUCUGUGUUGGGUGCACACUGUGUCCUGGGUUGGACAUGUGGUGUGUGUUGGAUCACACUCUGUACUGGGUUGCACAGAUAGUGAGUGUUGGGUGCCCCCUGUGUCCUGGGUGGCACAGGUGGUGCGUGCUGGGUGCAUACUGUGUACUGGGUGGCACAGGUGGUGUGUGCUGGUGCACACUGUGCUGGGUUGGACAGGUGGUGAGUGGUGGGUGUACACUGUGUCCUGGGUUGGACAGGUGGUGUGUUCGGUGUACACUGUGUUUUGGGUUGCAGAGGUGGUGAGUGUUGGGUGCCCCUGUGUCCUGGGUGCACAGAUAGUGAGUGUUGGGUGCACACUGUGUGCUGGGUGGCACAGGUGGUGUGUGCUGGGUGCACACUGUGUACUGGGUGGCACAGGUGGUGAGUGUUGGAAGCACACUGUGCUGGUUGCACUCGUGGUGUGUGUUGGGUGCACAGGUGGUGAGUGGUGGGUGUCCAGUGAAUAUAGGGUUGCAGAGGUGAGUGUUGGGUGCCCCUGUGUACUGGGUUACAUUGGUAGUGUGUGCUUGGUGCCCCUCUGUCCUGGGUUGGACAGGCUGUGUGUUGGGUGCCCCUCUGUCCUGGGUUGGACAGGCUGUGUUGGGUGCCCCCUCUGUCCUGGGUUGGACAGGCUGUGUGUUGGGUGCCCCUCUGUCCUGGGUUGGACAGGCUGUGUUGGGUGCCCCUCUGUCCUGGGUUGGACAGGCUGUGUUGGGUGCCCCCUCUGUCCUGGGUUGGACAGGCUGUGUGUUGGGUGCCUCCUGUGUACUGAGUUGGACAGGCUGUGUGUUGGGUGCACACUGUGUUCUGGGUUGGACAGUUGGUGAGUGUUGGGUGCCUCCUCUGUCCUGGGUUGGACAGGCUGUGUUGGGUGCCCCCUCUGUCCUGGGUUGGACAGGCUGUGUGUUGGGUGCCCCUCUGUCCUGGGUUGGACAGGCUGUGUUGGGUGCCCCCUCUGUCCUGGGUUGGACAGGCUGUGUGUUGGGUGCCCCUCUGUCCUGGGUUGGACAGGCUGUGUGUUGGGUGCCCCUCUGUCCUGGGUUGGACAGGCUGUGUUGGGUGCCCCCUCUGUCCUGGGUUGGACAGGCUGUGUGUUGGGUGCCCCUCUGUCCUGGGUUGGACAGGCUGUGUUGGGUGCCCCUCUGUCCUGGGUUGGACAGGCUGUGUUGGGUGCCCCCUCUGUCCUGGGUUGGACAGGCUGUGUGUUGGGUGCCUCCUGUGUACUGAGUUGGACAGGCUGUGUGUUGGGUGCACACUGUGUUCUGGGUUGGACAGUUGGUGAGUGUUGGGUGCCUCCUCUGUCCUGGGUUGGACAGGCUGUGUGUUGGGUGCCUCCUGUGUACUGAGUUGGACAGUUGGUGAGUGUUGGGUGCACCUGUGUAUUGGGUUGGACAGGUGGUACGUUUUGGGUGCACACUGUGUACUGGGUUGCCCACGUGGUGUGUGUUGGAUGCACACUGUGUACUACUUGCACAGGUGGUGAGUGUGGGUUCACACUGUAUACUGGGUUGCAGAGGUGGUGAGUGUUGGGUGCCCCUGUGUACUGGGUUGCACAGGUGGUCUGUGUAGGGUGCACACUGUGUACUGGGUUGCACAUGUUGUGUGUGUUGGGUGCACACUGUGCUGGGUUGCACAGGUGGUGAGUGGUGGGUGUACACUGUGUCCUGGGUUGCACAGGUGGUGAGUGUUGGGUGUACACUGUGUCCUGGGUUGGACAGGUGAUGUGUUGGGUGUACACUGUGUUUUGGGUUGCAGAGAUGGUGAGUGUUGGGUGCCCCCUGUGUCCUGGGUUGCACAGGUGGUGAGUGUUGGGUGCACACUGUGUCCUGGGUUGCACAAGUGGUGAGUGUUUUGUGCACACUGUGUGCUUAGUUGCACAGGUGGUGAAUGUUGGGUGCACACUGUGUGCUGGGUGGCACAGUUGGUGUGUGUUCUGUGCACACUCUGUACUGGGUGGCACAGUCGGUGUAUGUUGGGUGCAUACUGUGUACUGGGUGGCACAGUCGGUGUGUGUUGGGUGCACACUGUGUACUGGGUGGCAGUUGGUGUGUGUUGGGUGCAUACUGUGUACUGGGUGGCACAGGUGGUGAGUGUUCUGUGCACACUGUGUACGGGGUGGCACAGGUGGUGUGUGCUGGGUGCACACUGUGUACUGGGUGGCACAGGUGGUGUGUGCUGGUGCACACUGUGCUGGGUUGGACAGGUGGUGAGUGGUGGGUGUACACUGUGUCCUGGGUGGCACAGGUGGUGAGUGGUGGGUGUACACUGUGUCCUGGGUUGGACAGGUGGUGUGUUCGGUGUACACUGUGUUUUGGGUUGCAGAGGUGGUGAGUGUUGGGUGCCCCUGUGUCCUGGGUUGCACAGAUAGUGAGUGUUGGGUGCCCCCUGUGUCCUGGGUGGCACAGGUGGUGAGUGUUGUGUGCACACUGUGUACUGGGUGGCACAGGUGGUGAGUGUUGUGUGCACACUGUGUACGGGGUGGCACAGGUGGUGUGUGCUGGGUGCACACUGUGUACUGGGUGGCACAGGUGGUGAGUGUUGUGUGCACACUGUGUACUGGGUGGCACAGGUGGUGUGUGUUAGGAGCACACUGUGUCCUGGAUUGGACAGGUGGUGAGUGUUGGGUGCCCCUGUAUACUGGGUUGCACAGGUGGUCUGUGUAGGGUGCACACUAUGUACUGGGUUACACAGGUGGUGAGUGUUGGAUGCACACUGUGUACUGCGUUGCACAUGUCGUGUGUGAUGGGUGCACACUGUGCUGGGUUGCACAGGUGGUGAGUGGUGGGUGUCCAGUGUAUACAGGGUUGCAGAGGUGAGUGUUGGGUGCCCCUGUGUAUUGGGUUACAUUGGUAGUGUGUGCUUAGUGCCCCCUGUGUCCUGGGUUGGACAGGUGGUGUGUGUUGGGUGCCCCUGUGUCCUGGGUGGGACAGGUGGUGAGUGUUGGGUGCCCCCCCUGUCCUGGGUGGGACAGGUGGUGAGUGUUGGGUGCCCCCUGUGUCCUGGGUGGGACGGGUGGUGAGUGUUGGGUGAAUACUGUGUACUGGGUGGCACAGUCGGUGUGUGUUCUGUGCACACUGUGUACUGGGUGGCACAGUCAGUGUGUGUUGGGUGCACACUGUGUAGUGGGUGGCGCAGGUGGUGAGUGUCGGGUGCCCCCUGUGUCCUGGGUUGGACGGGUGGUGAGUGUCGGGUGCCCCCUGUGUCCUGGGUUGGACAGGUGGUGAGUGUCGGGUGCCCCCUGUGUCCUGGGUUGGACAUGUGGUGUGUGUUGGGUGCCCCCUUCAUCCUGGGUGGCACAGGUGGUGCGUGCUGGGUGCACUCUGUGUACUGGGUGGCACAGUCGGUGUGUGUUGGGUGCACACUGUGUGCUGGGUGGCACAGUCGGUGUGUGUUGGGUGCAUACUGUGUGCUGGGUGGCAAAGGUGGUGAGUGUUUUGUGCACACUCUGUACUGGUUGCAUGGGUGUUGAAUGUUGGGUGCACACUGUGUACUGGGUUGCCCGCAUGGUGAGUGUUGGGUGCACACCGUGUAUUGGGUUGCCCACAUGGUGUGUGUUGGAUGCACACUGUGUACUGCUUGCACAGGUGGUGAGUGUUGGGUGCACACUGUGUACUGGGUUGCCCGCAUGGUGAGUGUUGGGUGCACACUGUGUACUACUUGCACAGGUGGUGAGUGUGGGUUCACACUGUAUACUGGGUUGCAGAGGUGGUGAGUGUUGGGUACCCUUGUGUACUGGGUGGCACAGGUGGUCUGUGUUGGGUGCACACUUUGUCCUGGGUUGGACAGGUGGUGAGUGUUGGGUGCACACUGUGUACUGGGUUGCACAGGUGGUGUGUUUUGUAGGGUGCACACUGUGAACUGGGUGGCUCAGGUGGGGUGUGUGUGCGGCGCACACCGUCCUGGGGUGCAGACGCGGGGUUUGUGGGGGGUACACACUGUCCUGGGGUGCAAACGCAGGGUGUGUGGGGACGCAAUCUGUCCUGGGGUACAGACGUGGGGUCUUUGGGGGUACACACAGUCCUGGGUGCAGAGGUUGGUGUAUGGGGCAGUGCACAGUGUCUUGGGGUGCAGACACGGGGUGUGUGUGGGGCGCAUGCCACCCUGGGGUGCAGACGCGGGGUGUGUAUGGGGGCGCACAGUGUCCUGGGGUGCAGACACGGGGUGUGUGGGGCACGCACGCCGUCCUGGGGUGCAGACGUGGGGUUUGUGGGGGGCGCACAGUGUCCUGGGGUGCAGACGCGGGGUGUAUGGGGGCGCACAGUGUCCUGGGGUGCAGACGCGGGGUGUGUGGGGCACGCACGCCAUCCUCGGGUGCAGAUGCGAGGUGUAUGGGGGCCACAUUGUCCUGGGGUGCAGACGCGUGGUGUAUGGGGGCGCACACUGUCCUGCAGUGCAGACGAGGGGUGUAUGGGGGCGCACAUUGUCCUGAGGUGCAGACGUGGGGUGUAUGG
Messenger RNA from Oryctolagus cuniculus (rabbit), 8072 nucleotides. Lineage: Eukaryota; Metazoa; Chordata; Mammalia; Lagomorpha; Leporidae. The record is from RefSeq and is a predicted model, not a curated record.